Molecule: messenger RNA, 720 nt
Organism: Elephantulus edwardii (Cape elephant shrew)
Lineage: Eukaryota; Metazoa; Chordata; Mammalia; Macroscelidea; Macroscelididae
Gene: LDHC
Product: lactate dehydrogenase C
Exons: 6
Coding region: 1-720 (239 amino acids)
Biological process (GO): carboxylic acid metabolic process
Molecular function (GO): oxidoreductase activity, acting on the CH-OH group of donors, NAD or NADP as acceptor
Source: RefSeq, a predicted model, not a curated record
AUGUCAACUGUCAAGGAACAGCUUAUAGAGAAUCUAACUGCAGAAGAUAAGAUCUCUCAGCAUAAAGUCACCAUAGUUGGAGCAGGUGCUGUAGGCAUGGCCUGCGCUAUUAGCAUUUUAUUGAAGGAUUUGGCUGAUGAACUUGCCCUUGUUGAUGUUGAAGCAGACAAAUUGAGGGGAGAAACGAUGGAUCUUCAGCAUGGCAGCCUUUUCUUUAAUACGUCAAAGAUUGUGUCUGGACAAGAUUACAGUAUAUCUGCAAACUCCAAACUAGUUAUUGUCACAGCAGGUGCACGGCAGCAGGCGGGAGAAAUUCCUUUAUGGAGUGGGGUGAACGUUGCUGGUGUUCCUCUGAAAAGCCUGAACCCUAACUUAGGAAGUGAUUCAGACAAAGAACAGUGGAAGAAUGUCCAUAGACAAGUUGUUGAAAGUGCUUAUGAGAUUAUCAAGCUGAAGGGAUAUACUUCCUGGGCUAUUGGCCUAUCUGUGGCAGAUCUGUCAGCAUCAAUUUUGAAAAAUCUUAGACGAGUGCAUCCAGUUUCUGCUAUGGUUAAGGGCUUAUAUGGAAUAAAAGAAGAAAUUUUUCUCAGUGUCCCUUCUGUCUUGGGGCGGAAUGGCCUAUCAGAUAUUGUAAAAGUUAACUUGAAUCCUGAGGAAGAGGACCUUUUUAAGAAGAGCGCAAACACACUUUGGGAUGUGCAAAAAAACCUCACAUUUUAA